Notolabrus celidotus (New Zealand spotty) is the source of this 2378-nucleotide messenger RNA. RefSeq names its product perforin 1.5 (gene prf1.5). The transcript has 5 exons. The coding region runs from base 401 to 1972 and encodes 523 amino acids. The record is from RefSeq and is a predicted model, not a curated record. NCBI's taxonomy places the organism in Eukaryota, Metazoa, Chordata, Actinopteri, Labriformes, Labridae. Gene Ontology annotation, cellular component: membrane attack complex. Gene Ontology annotation, biological process: immune response.
GAGAGAGAGAGAGAGGGAGAGAGAGAAAGAGAGGGAUAGGGAGACAAAUACAUUAGCCAGAACCAGGGGAACUCCCUUCUUGGACAUUUUCAUAAGGCUGACAGCAGACAAAGGCGUGCACCAGCAGGCUUUCAGCCCAGCCUGCCAGUAAAGCCAAAGCUCGCUCAACUGUGAUAUUAUUUUCAGCAGGAUCAGGACUUUAUUCAGUUUGCACAUCAUCGUUUGCACUGCUGUGUCAUCCCAUCCAUGGGGUUAGCAAAGAAAGAAAGACUUCUUCUCUGUUGAAAUUUAAAGCAUUUUAAUAUUUUAGUCAUCAAAGGAAGCUACAGCUCAGCAACUCCUGGAGGAGAACGAAAAUACAAUUUGAAGGACGAUAGAUAGAAUACAGAUCAAGGAAACAAUGCAAGCUGGAGGAAAGCAAUGGAGCAGCUUUGUCCUGUUUAUGUUGGCCUCACUGGUCAUGUUGGAGGUCUGCAGGGUCCAGAGUUGUCGGAUUGGCUCAGGGUCAGAGUGCGAGAAAGCCCCCUUUGUUCCUGGCUAUAACCUGGCAGGGGAGGGAUUUGAUGUGGUGCGGAUGCGUCGGACAGGAGCGUAUGUCAUUAAUGUCAAAGGUCCUCUGACUGACAACCAGACCUGCACACUGUGUUCCAACCGCUUCCAAAAUGGGCAGAUUCAAAGGCUCCCAGCUGCUGUGCUUGACUGGCGUCCAUUCAGCCGCUGUAGCAAGCAGCUUUCAAGCGCCCUCCACCACUCUGUAGACUCACUGCUGCGCAGCUCCAACUCACUAGUCAGCAACAACUGGGAUCUGGGUUUGAACCUGGAUAAUAUCGGGAAGGCUAUGAUAGGAGGGAGCCGCUCAGAUUUGGCAAAGUUUGCUCGGUCACAGCACAGCGUGGACAAGGCCACAUUUGCUAUCCAUGAAAUCAGCUGCACCUACUACAGCUACAGGCUAGCAGAUCAUCCCCAGCUGAGUACAGAGUUCACCAAACAUCUGAGGAGACUCCCACAGAGUAUGAACACAAGCCAGGAAAGAGCCCUAUAUAGACGGCUUAUAGACACAUAUGGAACUCACUACAUACAUCAGGUCCAGCUGGGGGGUAAGGUGAGGCGAAUCACUGCUUUCAGGACCUGCCUUGCCACACUGAAGGGCUUCUCUGAAAGAGAGGUCAAAACCUGCCUGAACCUUGAACUUCGAAUGGCUCUUGGCUUCGUCCCUGGCAAUGCAUCCUUUUCCAACAAAUGUGACGACCUCCUGAAGGGUAACAUGAGCAUGGGCUUCUACCAAGGCUUCAUGACUCACAAGAUCGAAGUCAUCGGAGGGGAGAGGUACUUCCCAGACAUCCUCUACCAACAGGACCCAUCUGAAGCGUACCACAGCUGGAUGAACAGUCUGCAUGACAACCCUGAUGUGGUUUCCUACGCCAUCUUCCCUCUGCAUCAUCUGGUUGAGGACUCACAGAUCAGCGCCAAUCUGAGAAGCACUAUCUCUCAGUAUAUCAAGGACAACCAGCUGAAGGAGGACCAGGUUGGUUUGAAGAACUGCUCCCCGACUCCGAACCUGGACCAUAACUGCUGUCCUUUGAGAGCUGGCAGAGGAACUCUCAAACUGGAGAUCCACAGAGCUGCAGGUCUGAGGGCGGACACCUUCACAAAGACCGACGCCUAUGUGAAGAUCUUCUACAGUGGCAUGUAUGAGGAGACGGAGACGGUGAUGGAUGACAACGACCCUGUGUGGAAUGCGACCUAUGACUUUGGGUCGGUGGAAUUGGGUCAGGAGUUGAGGUUUGAAGUCUGGGAUAGAGAUGUGAUUUAUAAUGACGUAGCAGGUAGAUGUGUCGUCUUCCCUGAACGAGGAAGUCGAUCGCUGAGCUGUCAGCUGAAAAAAGGAGUCCUCUAUUUCAGCUAUGUCGUCAAAUGUGAUACUCAUUUGACAGGCUUUCGGUGUGGACGAUACUCCCCUAAUGCAGAGUAGAUUAUAAGAAAUUAAGUGACUGUAGAAUUGUUUUCUAGAUACACACAUGUAGUGUCGAAAUUAUCAGAUUUUUAAAGCAUGUUUGCCAACAAUCAUUUUUUUUGCACCUUAAUGAAACAUUUGUCAGCAUUUUGGAUGCCAAACCCUUUGUUUCUUACACUUCUUUCAAUGUAAACUUACCAAAAUAUAUCAGGAUUGAUCUUUAGAGAAGAAAAAUGUAGUUGUCUUUAAUGUUCUAGUACGAGCUCAUCAAAGGCAAGGUCCUUGUACAUACCUUGUAUAUAAUUAAAGGGAUUAGAUUUGUUGUGGACUGUCAACUUAAGCUGUUUCUGAUGCAUAUCAAUAAUGCACUCCAUUUCUAUCAACUUGCAAUAACACUUUUUAAUAAAUACUAACUGACACAGAU